AUGCCGCAGCAGAUCACCGACAUCAAGCGCUUCCUCGAGAUCGCUCGCCGCAAGGACGCCGUCGCCGCGCGCAUCAAGAAGACGGUCGUCCAGCCCAAGCACAAGGGCCCCGCCAUCACCAAGGCGCAGAAGGCGGCCGCCAAGCCCCACACCGUGACCAAGUUCAAGGUCCGCUGCUCCAAGUACCUGUACACCCUCGUCCUCCACGACGCCGAGAAGGCCGAGAAGCUCAAGCAGUCGCUUCCCCCUGGGCUCAAGGUCGACGAGAUCGCCAAGGCCGCCCCCAAGAAGAAGUAG
Molecule: messenger RNA, 297 nt
Organism: Cutaneotrichosporon cavernicola
Lineage: Eukaryota; Fungi; Basidiomycota; Tremellomycetes; Trichosporonales; Trichosporonaceae
Exons: 3
Coding region: 1-297 (98 amino acids)
Biological process (GO): protein-RNA complex assembly; translation
Cellular component (GO): cytosolic large ribosomal subunit; ribosome
Molecular function (GO): structural constituent of ribosome
Source: RefSeq, a predicted model, not a curated record